GUCCAAAGUCAACAUCUGGUCUGCCACCUCGACAGCCCUCGCACGCACAUCCUUCAUCUCUCUCCUUUUAGUGUAACACCAUCAUCUGCCAGUCCUUUCCUUUUACCAUUCUUGUUCCCCGUUUCCGUCUGACACGAAAUACUUAAAUUCUUUUUUUAUACCCACAGCCGGCGCCUCUUCGCCUAAUCUGCGCUCGAUAGAGAUCUGCAGAGCGUCCUCUUCCCGUGUUCCCUCUUUCGACGACACGGGCCUUUGUCCGAUCCCCCAGAUCGACCUCCCCAGACGCCCUCCUGCUCUAUAUAGCCUGGCCGAAAGCGCUUCUUCUUGUACUUCUUUUUCCACCAAUACUGCGGGCCAUGAAUCCGAGCACUACCAUCUCUCCUUCCUGCUGACGACUCUUUCUUUCGACACCCGGUCUACGCGCCGACGCACCCAUCUCGAACCCAUACAUACACCCGCGACGUCGCCGCCAUGGAUCAGGCCGAUAUCCCAGCGCUCCUCUCGCGCCUCGCAAGCGAUGAGGACGCUGCUAGGAAGAUGGCUGUUUUCAAGCUGCAGUCGUCCAUCAACGACCCCGCCUUCGCCGAUGUCUUUAUAUCGUCGGGUGGUCUGGUCGUCUUGCGACGUCUGAUUAUGAGUGCGGGAGGGAACACAUUGGCGUACUCGCUGCAGAGUUUGACGCGUCUGUUGGAGGUGGACAUGGGCUGGGAGAUUUUCGAGGGAUCAUCGUCAGGGGACCUCGUCGAACGCAUCGUCGAACUGAUUGUCACAAACCCGCUUGUCAACAUUCUCCGCGGCGCCAUGUCGAUCCUGGUCGCCCUCGUCGGCCACACGCAGUCAUCCCGCCCAACGACCCCUCGCACCCCGGGCUCGUUUGGUUUCAGGGCUCUGAAACCCGCCGUUGCAGUCUACCCGCAGUUCUUCGAGCUCGUCAUCGCCCAGCUCCAGUCGGCCGACCACGCGCUGUGUGCCAAUGCCCUCAUGCUCAUCAACGCUAUGAUUCGGGAUGCCAUUUCCAGCGAUAGUGUCACCACUACCACCAAGGCAAUCUCUCCAGCGAUGGAGGAGUGGUCAAAGUUUAUCAAGCGUCUACAAGAUCUUGGCCUGAUAAAGGCGGUGUACAACCUGAUGCAGAGUUCCUCCCUGCAGGACCUCGCACAUCCUCUGCUCGAAUUCCAGUCCCUGACCAAGGUUCUGUUGAGAAAGUGGCGCGAGGUCAGGGUUGACCUGGAGCGGCCCGAGCAUCGGCGGGGAUUGAAGGGACUCCACCUUGCCAGUAACCCAGAGAAGCAAGUCAAUGGCAUUCCCCGAAUGGACGAGCUUAACGAACUUGGCAAGAAGGGUAGCCGGCGGCAUAAUCCUGAGAAGUGGAGGAGACUAGGCUUCGAAACGGAGAGCCCCACGCAAGAGUUCGAGGUGCCCGGCUUUCUGGGCAUGAUGGACUUGACAGACUACGUGCGCAAGAACGAGGACAGCUUUCAGAAGAUGCUGCUGGAGCAGUCGACGAAACCCAGGAACGAGAGAUGUCCAGUCGCACGGGCCAGUCUUGCGGUGACGAUGAUUCUUUACGACCAUUUCGAAGUCGAGAAGUCAGAUGUUGAGGAUACUAAGAGUUAUCAAGGCUUAGACGGCAUCAAGAACAACGAAAAGUUGUUCCAUCCGCUUCUCCUUCAGUGGUCGAGACUUCAUACGGCCGGGCUUCAGGCUCUAUUCCGCGUUUGGAAGUCCACGGCCGCCGAGCAGUUGGAUUUUGAGAAGGUGGCAGAGCUGGUCCGCAUACUCGUCGAGCAAGUGGUCGGCCAGGCCAGCAGGACCAAGGAUGUGUUGGAGGUCGAGGAGGAGCUCCUGGAGUAUGACUGCACUCGGUUGCGAGAGCUUCAGAUGGAACUCUUGGAGUUGUCAUUCGAGGAUCAGUGGGGUCAGCAUCUGUACCAAGUCCGCGAGGAGUUGAGGCAGGAGGCCCUCCAGUUUGUUAAGGAACAACGGAUCCGAUGUCUGCUCCAAGGCUCAUGGUUUUCAAAGCCAAUGCCCCGGCGGGACACCAAUCCUCAAAACGAGGUUCAGAAGCGGCGUCUGUACACUCCCCGACCCUGGCGAUUCGCCAAGUUGUCACACAACCGCCGGUACCUUCACUACGCCGACUUUGAAGCACAGACAGCACAAGACCCGGGCCUGGACAUCUUGACGGAGAAGGUCGAUCUCAGCACCAUCAGCUCGGUGGUGUCCAACGUAUCGGCGUCCAACGAAGAGACGCGCAGCGGGACUAGCAGUUCGACGCUCAAGAACAACGUGGCGGUCAAGUCGACAACCAAGAUCACCAUCUUCAGCUAUACCAAUCCCGCGGAGGCGGCCAAAGGCGGUGAUGCGAAGGAGCAAGCGAUAUUGACGCUCUACCCGGUCACGCACAGCCUGGCAUCGGAAUGGCUCGAUGGCCUCCUGAUGCUGCUCAAUCAGGCUCCCAUCACGGCUGAGACAAACAAGCUCGUCAACCUCGUCAGUGACUUUGGGCUUAAGAUAAGACUGCUGAAUGUCAGGAUAGAGGCUGCCUACAACGGACCACCACCUGGUGCCGGGGUCAUUCCCAGUCGGGACGGUCUAGACGAAGACUACUUCUAUGAGGUGUGAGCGCUUGGGUGGGCAGGGUCUCUGGCAGGGGACGAUUUAUAUUCCUUCUGAUUGGUUUCCUUUGUGAUGCUGUUUGUUGACCUACUUAUACCCGCGUCUCUCUUGCUCAUCUGACCAGAGAUGUAACGGAUGGAGCUGGGAUGGUACUCUACAGCAAGUUGGCUUGGUUGCCUACAAUGUGCAUAGCGAGCGGUUCGUUUGCGUCGUUGAUCAUCGAAGCUUGGAUCUGGCGGGCUUGUUUCCUUUAAUGUGGCGGGGACGGUUGCGAGGAUACCGCAUAUAUGGACGGAUGGAUGGGUGUCCAAUAGUUUUGCGAGCAGAGCUCUCAUGUUAUCAUACCCUAAGGAGCGCAAGUCUUGAUGGCUCGCUCAGGUACAUUCUAAUACCAAGUCAAUAUUUCAUC
This is a messenger RNA of Colletotrichum destructivum, 3028 nucleotides long. RefSeq names its product Putative pleckstrin domain, ELMO domain, armadillo-like helical, PH-like domain superfamily. Lineage: Eukaryota; Fungi; Ascomycota; Sordariomycetes; Glomerellales; Glomerellaceae. The coding region runs from base 472 to 2625 and encodes 717 amino acids. Gene Ontology annotation, biological process: actin filament organization; cell motility. The transcript has a single exon. Gene Ontology annotation, cellular component: plasma membrane. The record is from RefSeq and is a predicted model, not a curated record.